This is a messenger RNA of Ilyonectria robusta, 891 nucleotides long. RefSeq names its product metalloprotease. The transcript is spliced from 2 exons. The record is from RefSeq and is a predicted model, not a curated record. Gene Ontology annotation, molecular function: metallopeptidase activity. Bases 1 to 891 code for a protein of 296 amino acids. NCBI's taxonomy places the organism in Eukaryota, Fungi, Ascomycota, Sordariomycetes, Hypocreales, Nectriaceae.
AUGAUCUUUAGUCUGGCUUUAUUGGCCCUAGCUGGAGCUGGAGCCGAUGCUAAACAAGCAGCACCCCGAGGCCGCGGAUGUCUCGUUUCCGAUGAGGGUCUCGUACAAGACGCAACCCGCCGUUCCAAUCUUCAUAAGUCUAUCCGCCGCCAGGACCUUCCCAGCAACAUCACUGUAGAUGUGAACUUCCACAUCGCCAGCACCGAGGAAGACGAGAAUCUCAUCACCGACAAGAUCGUCGACGCGCAGUGGAAGGUCCUACACGAGUCAUUCGCCAAGUACAGCGUCAACCUCGUGCUGAACUCGACCGAGCGCGUCGUAGACAACCUCACGGGCCACUCGUUCCUCAUUUACGAAGGCGCGGAUAAGGGUUGGGUGUACCACGAAGAAGAAGAAAAGGAAUACUUUAAAAGUACACGCAAGGGCGGCUACGAUGCCUUGAACCUGUACUUCUUCAGCAAGUAUUCGCCAGGUGCUACGGGAUACUGCAACUGGCCCACAACCAUCGGGGAAGGCGACAACGACACCUUUGGCUUGGACUCAUGCCAGCUCAGCGCCAUGACGAUGCCGGGAAUCACAGCUGAGCAAGGAGCAUUCGAGGAGUGGAACCUGGGCCAUCUUGCUGUCCACGAGGCUGGGCACUGGUUUGGUCUGAACCACACUUUUGCUGGGGGUUGCUCGGCGACAGGUGACUUUGUCGCCGACACGCCUGCGCAGAGAACUGAGAUUUACGGAUGUCCCAUUGGGUCGGAUAGCUGUCCGGAUAGCCCAGGCGUGGAUCCCAUUCAUAACUUCAUGGGCUACACGGAUGAUAACUGCACUAACCAGUUUACUCCUGGUCAACAGGAUCGUUUGUUUGAGACAUUCUUUAGCUAUAGACGAAAGUUGUAG